This is a messenger RNA of Selaginella moellendorffii, 1605 nucleotides long. Its product is annotated as ubiquitin-conjugating enzyme E2 variant 1C. Gene Ontology annotation, cellular component: nucleus. The transcript has 11 exons. Gene Ontology annotation, molecular function: protein binding. The coding region runs from base 31 to 1122 and encodes 363 amino acids. Gene Ontology annotation, biological process: protein K63-linked ubiquitination; DNA damage tolerance. Lineage: Eukaryota; Viridiplantae; Streptophyta; Lycopodiopsida; Selaginellales; Selaginellaceae. The record is from RefSeq and is a predicted model, not a curated record.
CUAGGUUAAGCCCUAGUUCUCUCUCUCGCGAUGGCGGAGGCGGAAGUAGAUCCAUUCGCCGAGAAGCCGCAGCCGAGAGAGGUCUGGGAACCCGCGGAAGAGGAGAAUUUCGAUGAAGUUCGCGAGUCUGUGGAGGGCAGGAUGGAUGUCAAUAUCCCCAAUCCCAUCACUCAGAACACACCUCUGCUCAUUGCCAUCAAAAAUCGAAACGUGGAAAUGGCGAAGUAUCUUAUCAUCAGGAACUCCGAUGUUAAGAUGCAAAAUGCCGUUGGCGAUACUGCUCUUCACUGGGCGGUAAGUGUGCUAAUGAACUCUAGAUCACUCUUUCGCGAUCUUUCAGGCAUUGAGAGGAGACGAAGAACUCGUCAAGAUGAUAAUCAUCAAGAUGGCGGAAAUAAACGCUGUAGGCGAGUGUGGGAACACUCCUUUGCAUCUUGCUUGCAGCCGGAACCAUGUACAAAUCGCCAAGAUCUUGAUUUUGGCCAGGAGGGUGCCUCUGUGACUCAUAGAAAUGACUACGGCAACACUCCUGUACAACUGACAACGAACAACACUAUCCGGCAAAUGAUCAAACUUGUUACAGACAAGGGAGAGGCUGGACGUGAGCAAGUGAAAGCCGCGGAGCGAAACAGAUUAGCGCAAGAGAAAGCACACAAAGAGCAGCAACGCUUGAAGCAACUGGAGGCUGAAGCAAAGAAGAGAGAUCAAGAUGCUUACGACUGGAGAAGAAGAGAGGAGAUCCUUGCAGAAGAGGUUUACGCUCACAUGCAACACUUGAGAAAGCUCGCAUCGAAGCCGAGCUCCUCGAGCAAGAGCGUCUCAAGAACGAGAAGAAAUCCAAGAAGAAGAAGAAGAAGAAGAAACAAUGAGAAAGAAUCGCAUUCGUCACAGAAAAAAAAAGUGAUGGGACAGUACUAUAAAGGGCCCGUGAAAAUAAAUCUCUCAAUUAUACUUUUAGGGUUCUUCCGUUGGGGCGGUCGAUCCUUUCGCUCCCUCCAGCUCGCUGCUGGAUCGCGCAGGCGCUGGGAUGGCUCUAGUUCCCAGGAAUUUCCGGCUGCUCGAGGAGCUGGAGAGAGGGGAGAAGGGCCUUGGCGAUGCGUCUGUGAGCUUGGGCAUGGAUGACAGUGACGAUGUGUACAUGUGUUCGUGGACUGGCACAAUUCUGGGGCCUAGCAAUUCUGUUCACGAAGGACGCAUUUAUCAACUUAAGUUGUACUGCGACAAAGACUAUCCGGAUAAGCCACCAAGUGUGCGAUUCCAUUCGCGAAUCAACAUGACUUGCGUUAAUCGCGAGACUGGAGCUGUGGAACCCAAGAAUUUUUCUUUGCUCUCGAACUGGCGACGCGAUAACACCAUGGAGGACAUACUGAAGCAGCUCAAGCGUGAGAUGGGAGCUUCUCACAACAAGAAGCUGCAGCAGCCGCCCGAGAAUACUUUCUUCCAUCAUUGACGUCGUCUCUUUCCCCGUUCUUCUCGAAGGCUUCUUUUUUUUUUCCAUCAGUGGUAUGCCGGUCGUCUCUCCCGGACCGGGCCUCUUCUACUGUUGGUACUCAAAUGUAAUGUAGUAUGCUCCUGAAUACAGGUUUAUGCUUCUUCUUCCCCGUU